AUGGGGUCGCCUCUUGCUCCAAAUUUAAUAGCCAUUUUCUUUUGUUUCCAUUUUCUUCUCUCCGUCUCCUUCUCCUUAUCCUCCGGACAUUUGACCCAAGGGGUUCUAACUAGGUGGUGGUUACCAGGCUACCAACUGAAUGAGGCGGCCUGUCAUUCUUUAGGUGUCUUGCAGCAGCCGGUCUUCUUGCCCUUCUCGAGCGUCUCCAGGCUGGAGAGCUUCCGUCCUUUCGAUUUCGAAGCCGCUGUACCAUCAAUUGCUCUUCCAACCUCUAUGCAUAUAUAUAUAUAUAUAUAUAUAUCGGUUAAGGGUUGGUCAGUAUAG
Molecule: messenger RNA, 324 nt
Organism: Coccidioides immitis RS
Lineage: Eukaryota; Fungi; Ascomycota; Eurotiomycetes; Onygenales; Onygenaceae
Exons: 1
Coding region: 1-324 (107 amino acids)
Source: RefSeq, a predicted model, not a curated record